Molecule: messenger RNA, 771 nt
Organism: Darwinula stevensoni
Lineage: Eukaryota; Metazoa; Arthropoda; Ostracoda; Podocopida; Darwinulidae
Source: the annotation of a GenBank genome assembly
AUGAUCGUGGCGAUGGCCAACACAUUAACGGUGUUCACGCUCUCGUGCCUGUUCUGGAUUGGAUCAGCUUCGGAACCUGUGGUGUAUUGGGAGUUACACCCCGGGGAACGUUACGAACUUGUUUCAAAGGAGAUCUCCGCUGACUUUGAGAAAUGUGAGAACAUAUGCGCCAAGGACGAUCCAUCUCUGCCGUGUAAAGCCUUCAACUACAGGGAGUCGGAUGGCACCUGUCAGCUGGUGUACAAGGACGGGGUCAAGCUCGUCCCAGCCGACGACUUCCAAGCGUUUGUCAAAUUUUCCUGCCUUGAGGAGGACUCGAAAAUGGAAAAGAGAUUCCUCCAUGAGCAGCGUCGUGAAAAAUCAAGUCUCAGAAUGCACAAAGGGGAAAUUGAAUCUCUGAAGAGGUUCCACGGACGGAUACGCCGUGUACAAGUAACAAAUCAGGAAGCAUCAAGGGAGGUACAACGAAAGGCACCACACGAGGAACAACGAGAGGCACCACACGACGAACAACGAGAGGCACCACACGAGGAACAACGAGAGGCACCACACGACGAACAACGAGAGGCACCACACGAGGAACAACGAGGAGCACCACACGAGGAACAACGAGAGGCACCACACAACGAACAACGACAGGCGCUACAACAAGACCUUCAGGAGCCACCACAGGAAAACAAGCAGAAGCCAUCAAAAGCACAACACCGAAACAACUUGAUGAAAUUGAGGACAACGCUGGGGCCGGAUCUGGGACCCUGUUGGAAAUGGUAG